CAGGGCUGAAACUUCCUCCUUGCUGUCUGACAGGGACUGACGUAUCCUAGGGCCUUUGAAUCCCGGAAGUUCAGGACACACCCAGCCCUGAUUGCAACGUCCAAACGCUGGAGGGUAGGUGAAAGGACAAAAGUGAAAAGCACUUGGACAUGAGGGACCCACUGGCAGACUGUUCGUACAACAAGGCGUACAAGAGCCUCAAGGAACUUUCUCAAAAUGGAGAGAAUUUCUGUAAGCAGAUCACAUCUGUUCUUCAGCAAAGGGCAAACCUGGAAAUCAGCUACGCCAAAGGACUUCAGAAACUGGCCACCAAGUUGAACAAAGUGCUGCAGGGCACCAAGAAAAACUGUCUCAGCAGCGCCUGGGCGUGGGCAUCGGAGGGCAUGAAAUCCGCCGCGGAGCUGCAUCAAAAACUUGGCAAAGCAAUUGAGUUGGAAGCAAUAAAACCAACUCAUCAAAUCCUGAGUGUGCAGGAGAAGAAGAGAAAAUCACUUGAUAAUGAAGUUGAAAAGACAGCAAGUCUUGUUAUUAGCAAUUGGAAUCAGCAAAUUAAGGCUAAGAAAAAAUUAAUGGUGAGUACCAAGAAGCAUGAAGCGCUUUUCCAUCUGAUAGAAAGCUCAAAGCAAUCCAUGACUCAGAAGGAGAAGCAGAAGCUCUUCAAUAAAUUGAAAAAAUCGACUGAGAAUUUGGAAAAGGAGGAUGAAAAGUACUACCAAAAGAACAUGGCAGGCUAUUCAACCAGACUGAAAUGGGAAAACACACUAGAAAACUGUUACAAGAGCAUCCUGGAGCUGGAGAAGGAAAGAAUUCAACUUUUAUGCAACAACUUAAACCAGUACAGCCAACACAUUUCUCUUUUUGGCCAAACCCUGACCACAUGCCACACCCAGAUUCACUGAGCCAUCAGCAAGGUGGAUGUUGAAAAAGAUGUGCAGACUCUGAUGGAAGAAACUGCAAUGUUAUCGACAGAAAACAAAUCUGAGUUCCUGUUAACAGACUACUUUGAAGAAGAUCCUAACAAUGCGAUGGAUAAAGAGAGACGAAAAUCUUUAAUAAAACCAAAAUUGUUGAGACUGCAAAGAGACAUUGAAAAGGCCUCCAAAGACAAAGAAGGCCUGGAACGAAUGCUCAAUACAUACUCCAGCAACUCGUCCUUCUCGGAUGAAAAGAGCCAGAAAGACACCGCAGCGUUAAUGGACGAGAACAAUUUGAAACUAGACCUUCUGCAAGCGAACUCCUACAAACUGUCAUCGGUCUUAGCAGAACUUGAACAGAGAACUAAACCCAGCCAUCCCUGUAGCAACUCCAUCUUCAAGUGGAAAGAAAAGGAGCAUACUCAUACGUAUGUAAAGAUAUCUCGGCCUUUUUUGACAAAGAGAUUAGAGAAUGUUUUGAGUAGGACAUCUUCCAGUGGGCAGAAAAAUUCAAGUUCUUCAUCUCCAGCUUCCGAUGCAGCCCAGGUUGGCAACAGUCUUGGCAAGGCCUUAUAUUCUUUUCAAGCCAGGCAAGAUGAUGAGUUGAACUUGGAGAAAGGAGACAUUGUGACCAUACAUGAAAAGAAAGAAGAAGGAUGGUGGUUCGGAUCUCUCAAUGGAAAAAAGGGCCAUUUCCCUGCUGCCUAUGUGGAAGAGCUCCCUCCAAAAGCUGGGCACACAGCCACACAGGCAUAAACCAAGAGUCCACACACACCGCCUUGCACACUCUGUACACUACACAGUGUACCGCAAAGAAAGCUAAGAUGCUGCUCUAUUUGCAAGCUUUGCUUUUUCAGUGAGUUGUAGAGUCCUAUCUACACGUCCUACCACUUUGUUCCCAUGGUAAUUUGCUGAAACAGAGUCAGAUAAAAAAUGAAUACGUAGAGAGAGGCAGGGAAGAGGCUCCCUGGUUCCAGAAGUUUCUGAAUGCUCUGCGACCCCAGAUAUGAGCCAGUGAAUCCCUUCACAUAACAGAGAGAGGUGUUGAUCUCAUGUGGGUUCAGCCACUUGUCCAAAAUCACAGCAACCUGGCAGUGCAACAGAAAUUUUUAGUGUCCUUUUCUCUAGACGUGGGUAGCAGCAAGACACAGCAGGCCUGCAAGGGGUCAAACAAGUCCUGAGAGAUGACAAAGAACACAGUGAGACAGAUCCAGGUGAACAGAUAGAAAAAUAAAAGAUCAGGAGAGCUGGGCGUGGUGGCGCAUGCCUGUAAUCCCAGCACUUGGGAGGCUGAGGCAGGAGGAUCU
Molecule: messenger RNA, 2221 nt
Organism: Chinchilla lanigera (long-tailed chinchilla)
Lineage: Eukaryota; Metazoa; Chordata; Mammalia; Rodentia; Chinchillidae
Gene: Nostrin
Product: nitric oxide synthase trafficking
Biological process (GO): signal transduction
Cellular component (GO): plasma membrane; cytoplasm
Molecular function (GO): protein binding
Source: RefSeq, a predicted model, not a curated record